GGGCGGCGGGACCUACUUUCCUCUGGAAAUGGCCGCGCCGGGGAGCACCGUCCGCCCCGCGCCCCGAGGCCCGUCGGCGUAGGGCGGCCGCGGGGCUGCGGGCCUCCCCCGAGGGACGCCGGAGGCAGGAUGGACGAACAGAAGCCGCCCAGCGAGGAGAGGGACGCGGACGCGCCUGCCGAUGGGGCUGUGGCCUCGGAGGAGAUGGGCAGCGCGGAGGGGGACCCCCUGAAACCCCCUGAAGGAGCCUCCGCGGGGCCGGAGCUGGAGAGCAUGGACACGAAGGGACCUCCCCAGGGCGGCAGCACACUGGCCCGCCGCUGUGCCCUCUGUAACUGUGGGGACUGGAGCCCGCACGGGCAGCGGGAGCUGCAGCGCUUCGAGCCGGCGCCCGACUGGCCUGAGCGGCUGGCGGGGCACGAGCCCCCCGAGGGUCCUGGCCAGCCCCCCCCGGAGCUGGAGCCGGUGGGUGAUGACCUGGCACAGAUUGGUUUCUCCGAGCGGGUGACUCCGGUGCAGCUCUUUGAGCCGACGGGGCACUGCUGGGUCCACCGCUGGUGCGCAGCCUGGUCCGCUGGUGUGGGGCAGGAGGCGGCGGGGCCGGCCGGCGUGGACAGAGCUGUUUUCUCAGGGAUCUCACAGAAAUGUGAACACUGUCGGCGGAUGGGGGCCACCAUCCCGUGCCGCGCGGCCGGCUGCCCCCACCUCUACCACUUCCCCUGUGCCGCUGCCAGCGGCUGCUUCCAGUCCAUGAAGACCCUCCGGCUCUUCUGUCCCCAGCACGUGGCCGAGGCCGUGCAGAUGGAAGACGCCCGGUGCUCGGUGUGCGACGGGCCGGGCGACCUGCGGGACCUGGUUUUCUGCACGAGCUGCGGGCAGCACUACCACGGGGCCUGCCUGGACAUCGCCCUGACGCCCCGCAAGCGCUCGGGCUGGCAGUGCCCCGAGUGCAAAGUGUGCCAAACCUGCAGGCAGCCUGGCGAGGACUCCAUGAUGCUGGUCUGCGAGGCUUGCGACAAGGGCUACCACACCUUCUGCAUGGAGCCGGCCAUCGAGGGCCUCCCCACCGACUCCUGGAAGUGCAAGAGCUGCCGGGUCUGCUCGGACUGUGGCCGGCGCCCGGCAGGGCUCGACCCCGGCUGCCAGUGGUACCGGAGCUACUCGGUGUGCGAGGGCUGCCAGCGGCGCCGCGCCACGGAAGAUGCCAGCGGGGCACCGGCACACGCGCCCCAGCCGGACCCCCCUGCCCAGAUGCUGGCAUCCCCUGACCGCAGCGAGCCACCGGACGUGCCUGAGCUGGAGCCUGUGGGGUGCAACGAGAAGCCACAGCGGGGGGGGGACCCUGAGGAGGCACCCCCAGGCGAUGGCGGGUCUCCUCCCGACAAGCCGACCCCUGUGGAGGUGCCGCCCAGUGAGGUGCCCCCUGAUGAGCUGCCCCUCAACAAAUCACCUCUCAAUGAGUUGCCCCCCGUUCUCGUGCAGCCCCCCGAGGAGCCCCCCGUUCUCGUGCAGCCCCCCGAGGAGCCCCCCGUUCUCGUGCAGCCCCCCGAGGAGCCCCCCGUUCUCAUGCAGCCCCCCGAGGAGCCCCCUGUUCUCGUGCAGCUCCCCGAAGAGCCCCCUGUUCUCGUGCAGCUCCCCGAAGAGCCCCCCGUUCUCGUGCAGCCCCCGGACGAGCCCCCCGUUCUUGUGCAGCCUCCUGAGGAGCCCCCUCCUCUCAUGCUGCCACCUGAUGAGCCACCCCCUGACGAGCUGCCCCUUGAGAGACCCCCACUUGAUGAGCUGCCCCUUGAGAGACCCCCACUUGAUGAGCUGCCCCUUGAGAGACCCCCCCUUGGCGAACUGCCCCUUGACAGAUCCCCCGUCGAGGGGCUGCCCCCCAGUGAACCAUCCCUUGAUGAGUUGCCCCCCAAUGAGCCACCCCUUGAUGAGCUGCCCCAUGAUAUACCUCCCCUUGAGGAGCUGCCCCCCAACAAACCACUGCUCGAAAAGUUGCCCCCUGAUGAGCUGCCCCAUCACAAAUCACCCCCCGAAGAGCCUCCCCCAGAAGAUCUGCCCCCCGAAGAGCCUCCCCCAGAAGAUCUGCCCCCCGAAGAGCCUCCCCCCGAAGAUCUGCCCCCCGAAGAGCCACCCCCUGACGAGCUGCCCCCUGAAGAGCCGCUCCCCCCCAGUGAGCUGCUACCCGAGGAGGAACCCAAGCCACCAGGUCUCCUCCCUGAGGUGGCUGUGGCAGAGGAAGCGCCAGCCCUGGCCCCAGAGGUGCCCCCCGAAGAGGAGAUGGAGCUGGAGCCGGAGCCCUUGCUGCCCCCUGAGAUGGCACCCCCACCCCCAGCUCCCCCAGAUCUCUGUGCCGUUUCGCCCGCCCGCCCCCCAGACCCUUCGCCGAACACCAAGGAGGAUGAGGUGCCUGAACCACCCACCCCAGCCCUGCCCGAUCCCCCCGGCAGCCCCGGCACAGCCAUGGACACCGAGCCCCCUGGCUCCCCACCACCCCCACUGGGCUCUCCUGCCUGCACCCUGGCCCUCGCCGAGCCCCCUGAGGAUGAGGAGAUGGAGACAGCUGGUGCUGAGGGGGAGUCACCAACCAGCCCCCCCAGGGACGGCCCCCAUGCCAGCCCUGCACCAGAGCUGGGGCCUUUCCCAGGCCUGACUGAGGAGGAGGAAGAGGAGGAGGAAGAGGCGCCAAGGCUGGAACGGGAGGGCACCAGUGGGAGCUCCCCGCCACUGAGUGAGGAGGAUGCGCUGGAGGAAGGCCGGGCUGGGGGGGACCCUGAAGCCAAGGGGUCCCCCUUGCUCCUGGAGCCGGAGGAGCUGGGCCCUGAGACCCCCAUGGAGGUGUGCGCCGCCGGGGAGAAGCUGCUGGGGCGCGGAGAUGAGGGGGCCCCCGAGCCCCCUGCCCUGCGCCCCCGGCCCGACAUCCUCAACGAGAUCUCCAACCUGAGCCAGGGGGACACGAGCAGCAGCUUCCCUGGCUCGGAGCCGCUGCUGGGCUCCCCGGACCCCGAGGGCGGGGGCUCGCUGUCCCUUGAGCUGGGGCCGGCCUCGGCCGACGCCAGCCUGCAGAAGGAGGACGCCGGAUCGCUGCCGCUGGGCGCCGAGACCGACGACUCGCUGCUCUUUGAGCCGGCCGCCAAAGGAGACGGGGACAAGAGCCGGCGGCGCAGCUCGCCGGGGCGCUCCCGCGUCAAACAGGGUCGCAGCAGCAGCUUCCCCGGGCGGAGGCGCCCUCGAGGUGGGUCCCACGGGGGCCGUGGCCGUGGCCGUGCACGCCUGAAGUCGACCACCUCGUCUGUUGACACCCUAGCACUCGCUGACGUGGAGAGCUCACCCAGCAAGGAGGAGGAUGAGGACGAUGACGACACGAUGCAGAACACGGUCGUCCUCUUCUCCAACACCGACAAGUUUGUGCUCAUGCAGGACAUGUGUGUGGUGUGCGGCAGCUUCGGGCGUGGGGCCGAGGGGCACCUCCUCGCCUGCUCCCAGUGCUCCCAGUGCUACCACCCCUACUGCGUCAACAGCAAGAUCACGAAGGUGAUGCUGCUGAAGGGCUGGCGCUGCGUGGAGUGCAUCGUCUGCGAGGUGUGCGGCAAAGCCUCCGACCCCUCCCGGCUCCUGCUCUGCGACGACUGCGACAUCAGCUACCACACGUACUGCCUGGAUCCCCCCCUGCAGACCGUGCCCAAGGGCGGCUGGAAGUGCAAGUGGUGCGUGUGCUGCGUGCAGUGCGGGGCGGCUUCUCCUGGCUUCCACUGCGAGUGGCAGAACAACUACACGCACUGCGCGCCCUGCGCCAGCCUGGUCGUCUGCCCCUUCUGCCGCGAGAAGUACGUGGAGGACGACCUGCUCAUCCAGUGCCGGCACUGCGAUCGGUGGCUGCAUGCGGCGUGCGACAGCCUCUUCACGGAGGAGGAGGUGGAGCAGGCUGCGGAUGAAGGCUUCGACUGCAGCGCCUGCCAGCCCUACGUGGUCAAGCCGGCCGUGCCUGCACCUCCCCCAGAUACCGCCUCGGUCAAGGCCAAGGAGCCAGAGCCCCAGUAUUUCCGCUUCGAGGGUGUGUGGCUGACGGAGACGGGGAUGGCGGUGCUGCGCAACCUCUCCCUGUCGCCUCUGCACAAGCGGCGGCAGCGCAAGGGCCGGCUGGGCACCCUGAAUGGGGAGGGGGGGCUGGAGGGGGGCGACCCCCUGGGCCCCGAUGACAAGAAGGACGGUGACCUGGACGCCGACGAGCUACUCAAAGCCGAAGUGGGUGUCGAGCACAUGGAGUGUGAGAUCAAGCUGGAGGCUCCAGCCAGCCCCGACCGCGACAUCGGGGCUGACGUGGACUCGGGGAAGGGGCUGGAGGACCCGGAGGAGUGCAAGAAGAGGAAGCGCAAGCCGUACCGGCCUGGCAUCGGUGGCUUCAUGGUGCGGCAGCGCAAGUCCCACACCCGCCUGAAGAAGGUCUCGGCGGUGCUGGCUGAAGUGGGGCGCGAGGGGCUGAGCACCGAGGGGCACCCGGAGGACGGGGCUCCGGGGGACCUUCUGGUUGAGGGCGGCCUGGAUCCGGGCUCGGCAGAGGGGGAUGAGAAGAAGAAGCGCCGGGGAAGGAAGAAGAGCAAGUUGGAGGACAUGUUCCCCCCCUACCUGCAGGAGGCGUUUUUUGGGAAGGCGCUGAUGGACCUGAGCCGGAAGGCGCUGCUGGCGGCGGGUGGCGUGGGGGACGGGGCCGCCCGCCCCUCCCUGGGACAGGGUGCCCCGCGGCCCAAGGGUGACCCCAAUCUGACUGGGGCGCUGCAGGGUGCCCCCGCCGACAGGAGGGAGACCCCCACACACCCCCGAGGGGAUGACAGCACGGACGGCAGCGCUGCUGCUCCCGAGGAUGAUGGGAAGGACGACGCGAAGGCCGAGGACCUGGGGGCCGAUGAGCCGAAGGAUUCCCCGGACCCCGGGGACGCCGAGAAACCAGCCACCCCAGGCGAGGGUGCGCUCAGCUCCGACCUCGACAAGAUCCCCACGGAAGAGCUGCCCAAGAUGGAGAGCAAAGAUGUCCAGCAGCUCUUCAAGGACGUGCUGGGCUCGGCAGAGCGUGGGGAGCAGCCCCUGAACUGCGUGGCCGCGGGGAUGGAGGCUGGCGGCGCAGGGCAGGACCCCAGCCGGGCGCAGCGGCCGUUCCUCCAAGGAGAUCUCCAGCUGCCGGGUCAGGGGAGUGUUUCCCUGGGUUCUCUGUCUGGAGCUGUCUCCUUGGAGUCGUAUUCGGGUGUCUGCCAGUCCCCAUUCCUCGAUAACAGGGAGCGGAGCGGCUUUUUCAGCCCAGACCACUGCGAGCCUGAGAGCCCCUGGGCCAGCAGCUCAGCCGCCACCACCCCCUCGACACCCACAACGCCCACGACGGAGGGUGAGGGCGACGGGCUGUCCUACAACCAGCGCAGCCUGCAGCGCUGGGAGAAGGAUGAGGAGCUGGGUGAGCUCUCCACCAUCUCGCCCGUCCUCUACGCCAACAUGAACUUCCCCAACCUCAAGCAGGAUUAUCCAGACUGGUCGAGCCGUUGCAAACAGAUCAUGAAGCUCUGGAGGAAGGUCCCUGCCACAGACAAAGCCCCCUAUUUGCAAAAGGCCAAAGAUAACCGGGCGGCUCAUCGCAUCAACAAGGUGCAGAAGCAGGCCGAGAGCCAGAUCAACAAGCAGACCAAAGGGGAGGGACUGCGCAAGCCGGAGAGGCCCUCGCUGCAUCUGCGGAUCCCGGUGCCACCGGGGGCACAGCCCGUCUACAUUGGCAGCCCCCCUGCUGCUGGCGAGGGCUUCUUGAAGCCCCCAGCGGGUGCCGGAGGGGGGCCAGAGUCGCCAAGCGAGCUCUUCCUCAAGCUUCCGCCCCAGUCCCCCGCCCAAGUGCCUUCGCACGAUCCCUAUGGCGCGGCACCCGCCUACGCGCUGGAGCCCCGCUUCCCCUCGCCCCUGGGCCAGAGCCCCACGGCGGGCACUGCCUUCCAGCCCUUCCCUGGCCAGCCCCAGCCCCUCACCGGUCCCCGCACUGUCCCCGGCUCCCAGCCCCCCGACUUCCACCCCACGCCACCCGGGACCCCCAGGCACCAGCCUGGCACCCCUGACCCUUUCCUGAAACCCCGGUGCCCCUCCUUGGACAACCUCUCAGUGCCAGGGAGCCCUGGGGCCCGGCCCCCCGAGGCCCUGCUCUCUCCCCUGCCUUUUGGGGAGCAGAAGAAGGGCCUGGAGGUGAAAAAGGAGGAAGGGGGAAGCCUGGGGGUCUGUUCGCCCAGUUAUGUCCCCACCAUGGGCUAUGGGGACUCCCCGGGUGGGCCUCAUCUCUCCGCUGCGGAGUUGAAGGCGGCUGACGUCUUCAAAGCCCCCAUGACCCCACGGGUCUCUCAGGUAGAGCCACAGAGCCCGGGGCUGGGGCAUCGGCCCCCUGACCCCCAUUCCCUGGCUCCCUCGCCCCCCAGCCACCCUGAUAUCUACCGCCAGUCGCCCUACCCGGACCCCUACUCGCAGCCCCCACUGACGCCCCGGCCGCAGCCCCCCGAGGCCUGCUGCCCCCUCCCGCCCCGCUCCCUGCCCUCGGAGCCCUUCUCCCGCAUUCCCGCCAGCCCCCAGUCCCAGUCCAGCUCCCAGUCUCCCCUCACCCCACGGCCACUCUCCAACGAAGCCUUCUGCCAGUCCCCCGUCACCCCCCGUUUCCAGUCCCCGGAUCCCUACUCCCAGCCGCCCUCCCGGCCCCAGUCCCGGGACCCCUUCACCCCCCUGCACAAGCCCCCCCGGCCCCAGAUGCCAGAGCCAGGGUUCAAGUCGGUGCCGCUCUCGCACAGCCCGGCGGCCAGCGGGGGCUUUGGGGGCACCCCGGCGGGUGAGCCCCACGCCAAGGCGCCGGGUGGGCAGCAACCCCCCUUUGCCCGCUCCCCCGGUGCCAGCGUCUUCCCGGGCAGCCAGCCCCCCAUGCGCUUCACCUUCCCCCCGACCGUCUCGGAGCCGCUCAAGGGUUCCCCGUCUCACCAGCCCCACGGGAUCAACAGCCAUUAUGUCCCCGGCAAGCCCCAGAGUUCAGCCUACACCUCAUCCCCCGGCUUCCAAGCCGGUAGCCCGCUGGCGCCGGGCACCGCGGCUGCCGACACCUACAGCCUCUCUCCCCUCCGGCCCCCCUCGGUGCUGCCGCAGCAGCCCCCAGCCGCCCCGCAGCAGCAGGACGCCUCCAUCGCCUUCCUGCCCCGGGCCGCGCUGGGGCCGCCGGCCGACAAGAGGGAGGAGGUGACCGCAGGGCUCUCGGCACCCCCGAACCGGGACCUGGCAGAGCUGCCCAGCGGCCAGGACGGGGCCCUCGGCACCAUGAGCCAGUCGGAGCUGGAGAAGCAGCGGCAGCGGCAGCGGCUCCGCGAGCUGCUUAUCCGGCAGCAGAUCCAACGCAACAGCCUGCGGCAGGAGAAGGAGAGUGCGGCGGCGGCUGCCACCCCGUCGCCGGCGGGCUGGGCCCCCGAGGCCGGCAGCCAGACCUUCGAGCUGAGCCGGGGCAUGGCCCCCUACCAGCCAGCACAGGACAAGGGUCUCCUUGGGACACUGUCCUCCGCGGCCGGUGCUGGGAAGCUGCCCGGCUCCGUGAUGGUGCAGGCAGCGUUUGUGCCGGACGAGCGGCUCUCCCGGCCACCACCGGCAGCCACGCCGUCCGCCCUGGACAUCAACGGGAGGGCGGCAGUGGGGCCCCCCCAGGCCUUCUACCCCCGCGGGGUCUUUCCGGCACCAUCCCCGCAGCAGCACCUCUGGCAACAGCAGCAGCAGCAGCAGCAGGCGGCCGUGGCCCUGCGGCUCCCCGUUGCCUCUCGCUUCGCCCCACCAGCCGCCAGCACCCCCGUGGGCAGCCUGGGCACCCGCCUGCCAGCACCCGCCGAGACGGUGCCCACCUCGCCUGCCGCCCUGGGCGCACCCUUCAUUGAACUGCGGCACAAUGUGCAGAAGGGACCCGGGGGGGUCGUGGGCUCCCCCUUCGCCCCCCAGGCACCCCGGCCCCGCUUUUUCCUGCCUGGGGAGGAGGGCAACCCCCAGGCCCUCUGCGCCCCCGUUGUGCCCAUGCAGGCGCUCCCUGCCCCGGCGCUGCAGCCCCAGAAGAUGCCGGUACCGCUGCCGCCCGCCUCCCCGCAGGGCACCGAGAUGAGCAACAGCCACCACCAGCCUCACGCCAAAGCGGCCACCCCCCUGCCACUGCCGGCCCCCAGCCUGGAGCUGCAGCACAUCCCCCCACGUCCGUUGUCCUCCGGCUCUGCUCUCCGCCCCGAGGGGCCGAAGGAUGGCCCCGCACCAGACCCCGCGCCAGCUCCUGCCCCGGGGAAGAGCCACCUGAGCCUGGAGGGGGGACGUUUGCCGUGCGAGGUGCCGGUGGAGCCCGACUUGGACGAUGACUUCGGCUCCCACAAGGACCUGGAAGACGAUGACGAUUUGGCCAACCUGAGCCUGGAUCCGGAUGUGGCUAAAGGGGAUGAUGACUUGGACAAUCUGGACAGCCUGGAGACGGCAGACCCCCACCUCGACGACCUGCUGAACGGUGACGAGUUUGACCUGCUGGCCUACACCGACCCCGAGCUGGACACUGGCGACAAGAAGGACAUCUUCAACGAGCACCUUCGCCUGGUCGAGUCAGCUAACGAGAAGGCUGAGCGCGAAGCCCAGCUCAAGACGGAGCCGCCAGCACCUAGCUCAAAGCUCCCCGAUGCUGGGGACAGCAAGGACACGGCCCCAUCCGUGGAGGACCAGGAGGUGCCCAAGGAAGGGCUGGUGCCCACGGUGGGCUUAGGACCUGCUCCCUGCCCGACGGGCACCGCACUGGCACCCGACUCCGCUUUCAAGGCGCAGGGCACGGAGGUGAAGGCAGGCUCGCUGCCCAGCGACGUCAAGCCCAAGCUGGAGGACGGCUGCCUGAAGACCUCUCCCUGCCAGUUCACCGCCAGCGGCCCCGAGCGGCUCCCGGUCCCCGUCAAGUCGGAGGCCCUGCAGGGCACGGAUAAGAUCUCUGCCUCGCUGGGGCUAAGCCUCAAAUCCAGCCAGACCCUCCUGAGCCCUGGGGCUGGUUCAACUCGCCUUGGCAUGACGCACUUCCCUAACAGCAGCCAUGCCGGCGUUCCCGUGCCGGAGAAGGACCCCUAUGCCGCCCCUGGCCGCGGGCUGGCCCCUGCCCAGCUGGGCAGUCAGAGCAACCCCUUGCUGGAGAAGUUCGAGCUGGACAGUGGAGCCCUGGGCCUGGGCAGUGCCCGGCACUCACCAGCCGAUGACCUGGACAAGAUGGAGAGCUCACUGGUGGCCAGUGAGCUGCCCCUGCUCAUCGAGGACCUGCUGGAGCACGAGAAGAAGGAGCUGCAGAAGAAGCAGCAGAUGUCGGCCCACCUGCCUCGGGGGACACCCCACCUCCCGGCCCCAGGGCACCCCAUGCUGCACACGGCGGCAGCCGGGCAGCCCCCCGAGGGGCAGCCGCCCCGCCUGGGUGCCCCGCAGCCCCCCCUCCAGCUGGGGCUGGUGGCCAGGCCGCCGCUGAUGCAGCCGCCCCGGAUCAGCGCGCCCCAGCAGGGCCCGGCGCUGGCCCCCCACAUGGGCAUGGCCCCCGGGCAGCCCCACGUGCUGGCAGCCCCCCACAGCGUGCAGGUGGCUCUGGCGCAGCCACAGCAAAGCCAGCAGCAGGUGCUGGUGCAGAAGCCGAUGGCCGGGGUGCAGCCGCCCGCCCUGGGCCUGAAGCCCCCCCAGCUCGUUAUGCAGCAGCAGUUGGCCAACAGCUUCUUCCCAGACACAGACCUGGACAAGUUUGCUGCUGAGGACAUCAUGGACCCCAUUGCCAAGGCCAAGAUGGUGGCUCUGAAGGGCAUCAAGAAGGUGAUGGCUCAGGGCAGCAUCGGGGUGGCCCCGGGCAUGAACAGGCAACAGGUUUCCCUGCUGGCCCAGCGGCUCUCGGGGGGUCCGGCUGUCUCUGAGAUGCAGAAUCACUUGCUGGCGGGGAGCGGGCAGGAGCGGAGCAGCACCGACCCAACCCAGGCUCGCCCCAAUCCACCCACCUUUGCGCAGGGCGUCAUCAACGAGGCCGACCAGCGGCAGUACGAGGAGUGGCUCUUCCACACGCAGCAGCUGCUGCAGAUGCAGCUGAAGGUGCUGGAGGAGCAGAUCGGGGCGCACCGCAAGUCACGCAAGGCCCUCUGCGCCAAGCAGCGCACCGCCAAGAAAGCCGGCCGGGAGUUCCCCGAGGCCGACGCCGAGAAGCUGAAGCUGGUGACGGAACAGCAAAGCAAGAUCCAGAAGCAGCUAGACCAGGUGCGGAAGCAGCAGAAGGAGCACACCAACCUCAUGGCUGAGUACCGCAACAAACAGCAGCAGCACCAGCACCAGGCCUCGGCCGUCAUGGCCCUGAGCCCCUCGCAGAGCCCCCGCCUCAUGUCCAAGCUCCCUGGGCAGCUGCUCUCGGCACACAGCGUCCAGCAGCCGGCGGGGGCCGUGGUGGGCGCGCAAGGCCUCGGCCAGCAGCCAGGGCAGCCCGGGGGCCUGCGUCUGCCCCAGGGCGGCGUGUCCAUGGCCGUGCAGCAGGGCCUGUCCUUCAUGGGCCAGCAAGCUGUGGGCAACGCCCCGGUGCCAGGCACCUCCAACGCCUUCUUCACCGGGAACCCCGCGCUCCGCGGGCUGGCUGCCGACAGCCGCCUGAUGCAGGAGCGGCAGCUCCAGAGGAUGCAGCUGGCCCAGAAACUGCAGCAGCAGAACAUGCUGGGACAAGUGUCACUGCAGCAGCAGCCGGGUGUGAUGGGGCAGGCGUCCAUGCAGCAACAGGGCGUGAUGGGACAGGCGUCGAUGCAGCAGCCGGGCGUGAUGGGGCAGGCGUCGAUGCAGCAGCCGGGUGUCAUGGCGCAGGCGUCGAUGCAGCAGCCAGGGGUGAUGGGACAAGCUUCGAUGCAGCAACAGGGCGUCAUGGGUCAGGCGUCCAUGCAGCAGCCAGGUGUCAUGGGACAGACCUCGAUGCAGCUGCAGGGCAUCAUGGCACAGACACCGAUGCAGCAGCCGGGCGUCAUGGGACAAGCUUCAAUGCAGCAGUCGGGUGUUAUGGCACAGACAUCGUUGCAGCAGCCGGGUGUGAUGGGACAAGCGUCCAUGCAACAGCCAAGCGUCAUGGGACAAGCCUCAAUGCAGCAGCCCGGUGUCAUGGCACAGACGUCGAUGCAGCAGACCGGCGUCAUGGGCCAAGGCUCGAUGCAGCCGGCAGCCAUGGUGGGGCAGCCCAGCCUGCUGGGGCAGCAGCAGCCGGCGCCGGCCCCACAGCCGGGCGCCGUGGGGCAACCCAUGGUGCCGAAGCAGCCGGGGCUGAUGGGCAGCCAGCAGAGUCUGCUGGUGCAGCAACUUUCGCCCCAGCAGCAGCCGGGCUUGUUGGGCCACGCGCAGGCGCCGGGGCUGCAGCACCAGGCGGUGCUGGGCCAUCCCCCGCCCCAGCGCCAGGUCCUCCUGGCCCCCCACCAGCAGCGGGUGCUGGGCUCGCCCCAACUGGCGCCGCAGACUCCGGGGAUGCUGGGCCACCGGCUCGUGCUGUCCCAGCAGCUGGGACAGUCGCGGGCGCUGCUGGCCCCGCAGCAGCAGCAGCAGCAGCAGAACUCAACGGCCGCCCAGACGGGCCUCCUGGGGCUGGGCCAGGGGCAGCCCCCGAUCCAGCACUUUCCGCAGCACGGGGCGGUGGGCCAGGCCCCCUCUGUGCUGCACCUGAGUCAGGGAAUGCAGCCGGCCCCGGCGGUCCUGGCUGCCAAGGACCAGCCUGGAGGGCUGGAUGGCAGCGCCCUGCCCGCCGAGGGCAGCGAGAGCGGGGGGCAGCUGCACGGGGGUCCCCAGGAGCAGCAGGGAGCCCUCAACCCCCCAGCGCUGGGUGGCCCAGAGCCCCAGGCCCCCAAGCACCAGGCUGAGCUGGGGCAGGGCCAGCAGCUCCUCUUGGCCUCCCCGCAGCCGGGUGUCCUGGGCUCGCAGCCGGCGCUGCGGGCAGCCCCCGUGCAGCCGGGCACCCUGCUCGCCCCGCCGCUGCAGAGCCCCGGGGCCACCCGCCCCGAGCUGUCCCAGCAGCACGGGGACGCUGCCGGGGUGGCGGAGCCGCCGCUGGGCUGCGGGACAGGCCAGGCGCAGGGUAUGGCGCUGCCGCAGGCGCCACGGCCCCCGGAGCAGCCGGGUAAGGGGCCGUCGGGCCCGCUGCAGGGUCAGCCGCAGCCCCCGCGUCUCCAGAGCCCCGGGCAGCACAAAGCAGGGCCAGCGGUGCCCUUGCCAGGCCCGGCCGCGCUCCCCACGGGCCUCCUGGGGCAGGUGCCGGGACCGGUGAUGGGCCAGAUCCGGGCGCAGCUCCAGGGCGUCCUGGCCAAGAACCCGCAGCUGCGGCACCUGACGCCCCAGCAGCAGCAGCAGCUCCAGGCCCUCCUGGUGCAGCGGCACCAGCAGAGCCUCCUGCAGCAGGGCCAGGCGCUCCGGCCCCCUGGCCCCUUCCCCGGGCAGGCCCCGGAUCACGGCUCCCCGGCCCCCACAGCCCGCCAGCCCCCUCGCCCGCUAGGGCCCCUCUUCCAGCCGCGGCCGGGCACCCCGUCAGAGGCACAGACCGGCUUUGCCGCCGAGCAGGGGCGGGCGGUGCCGGGGCAGCCCCCCCAGCAGCCCCCCCAGCAGCCCCUGGCUGAGCUGGUGCAGGCAGCCCUGUCUGCCCGCGGUCCCCAGCCCAGCCUCGUCCGGCUCCCCACGCCACCGGCCCCCUCGCCCCUGGGCUGCGCCUCCCAGCACCUGGCCAGCCCCGAGCAGAGCCCCCAAGAGCCAAAGAAGACGUCGCCGGGGGUCCCGGCCUCGGCCCCCAGCCCCGCAGCACCGGCAGAGCAGGGGCUGACGCCUGUGCCGAGCGGCACCCUCCCCGACCCGGCACGUGGCCCCUGGGACCCCGAGGCACCUGGUGCGGACCCAGCCGACCCCAGCGAGACCCACAUCAACGGGGCUGUGCUAGAGGGGCCCCCCACGGCAGGCGAGCCCCCCCAGGUGUUGGUGAAGCAGGAGCCGAAGGAGGAGGUGGCGGCAGCACAGUGUGAGCUGGACGGAGACGAGGCAGCGAAGCCGGAGGCCAACGGGGAUGCCGGGGCCGGCCAAGCCAACAGCCUGCUGGCAUCGGGCAGCCGCUCCGAGGCUGGGCACCUCCUGCUGCAGAAGCUGCUGCGAGCCAAGAACGUGCAGCUCUCAGCGCAGAGCCCGGGCGAGCUCAACGGGCACACGGAGAGCCGGGGUGCCGGGACGGAGCUGCGGCCGCAGCCGGUGCUGCUGGCCCGGGAGGACCCCUCCAUCGCCAGGAAGCCGGCAGCUACCAAACCCAAGCGGGUGCAGAAGGGCAACGAGCGGGUCCCGGCGUCCCGCAAGAAAUUGCGGAAGGACGAGGGGCUGCGCCCCAGCGAGGCCCUCAUGAAGCAGCUGAAACAGGAGCUGUCGCUGCUGCCGCUGACGGAGCCGACCAUCACAGCCAACUUCAGCCUCUUCGCACCCUUCGGCAGCAGCCCCAUCAACGGGAAGAGCCAGCUGCGGGGCGCCUUCGGCAGCGCCGUGCUCGACAGCGUACCUGAUUAUUACUCCCAGCUGCUCACCAAGAACAACCUCAGCAACCCACCGACGCCACCCUCCUCGCUGCCCCCCACGCCACCCCCCUCCGUGCAGCAGAAGAUGGUGAACGGCACCACGGCCUCCGAGGAGCUGGGCGAGCAGCCCAAGGACGCCGACCCAGCCCGCGAGCCCCACAGCCAGAAAGACACACCGGCCGUGGAGGUUAAGAGCCUGGACCUGCUUGCAGCUCUGCCCACCCCUCCCCACAACCAGACCGAGGACGUCAGGAUGGAGAGCGACGACGAGAGCGAUUCCCCCGACAGCAUCGUCCCUGCCUCGUCCCCCGAGAGCGUGCUGGGCGAGGAGCUGCUCCGCUUCCCCCUGCUCAGCGAGGCCAAGCCGGAGCUGGAGGAGCGCGUGCUGUCCCCCAUCAUCCCCAUCAUCCCCCGGGCCAGUAUCCCAGUGUUCCCCGACACGAAGCCCUACGAGGCCACCGAGCCCUUUGGGGCCCCCCCUGGGAAGGUGGGGGCUGCGGGCCCGGGCACCCCAUGGGAGAAGGGCAAGAGCAGUGAGGUGUCUGUUAUGCUGACGGUGUCUGCAGCGGCUGCCAAGAACCUCAACGGGGUGAUGGUGGCCAUGGCCGAGCUGCUGAGUGUGAAGAUCCCCAGCUCCUAUGAGGUGCUGUUCCCAGAUGGCCCCAUGCGAGCAGCAGUAGUUGAGGCCAAGAAGGUGGAGGCAGACAUGGCUGGGGUGCUCGGUGGCAAGGAGAGGGCGGCGCUGGCCGGGAAGGUGCCGGACAGCAGCUCCGAGUGGCUGAAGCAGUUUGAUGCAGUGCUGCCGGGCUACAGUCUCAAGGGCGAGCUGGACCUCCUGACGCUGCUCAGACAGGAGAGCCCCGCACCCGAAAAGACCCUGCACCACUGCUACGUCAACAACGUCUCCAACCUGGACGUGCGGCAGCUCUCUGUCAUGCCCCAGGAGCCCUCGCCCCCGCUGUCCCCCUCUGUCCCCUCCCCGUCCAGCCCCGCUGAGGCUGCCAGGGUCCCCGACCCCGAGGCAGCUCACGAGGCAGCCCCGGCCCCCCCAUCACCCCUGCCGCCGGCCUCCUCGCCAGCCCCCCAGGAGGAAGGGGCCACGGCCCCCAACUCGCCACCCCGCUUCAAGCCACGCUCGCGGCCGCCGGAGGACGGGGACGAAGCGCGGCCCCGGCUGAAGAAGUGGAAAGGGGUGCGGUGGAAACGGCUGCGCUUCCUCGUCACCAUCCAGAAAGGGGGGGCCAAGCGGGACGGUGACAAGGAGAUCGCGGAGUUCAUCGACAAGCUGGGCACCACCCUGCGCCCCGAAAAGGUGCCGCGGGACCUGCGCAAGUGCUGCUUCUGCCACGAGGAGGGCGACGGGGCCACGGACGGGCCGGCCCGCCUGCUCAACCUCGACCUCGACCUCUGGGUCCACCUGAACUGCGCCCUGUGGUCCACAGAGGUCUACGAGACGCAGGGAGGGGCCCUCAUCAACGUGGAGGUGGCCCUGCACCGCGGGCUGCUCACCAAGUGCUCCCUGUGCCAGAAAACCGGCGCCACCAACAGCUGCAACCGCAUCCGCUGCCCCAGCGUCUACCACUUCGCCUGCGCCAUCCGCGCCAAGUGCAUGUUCUUCAAGGACAAGACCAUGCUGUGCCCCUUGCACAAGCUGAAAGGCCCCUGCGAGCAGGAGCUGAGCAGCUUCACCGUCUUCCGACGCGUCUACAUCGAACGGGACGAGGUGAAGCAGAUCGCCAGCAUCAUCCAGCGCGGCGAGCGGCUCCACAUGUUCCGCGUGGGCGGGCUGGUCUUCCACGCCAUCGGGCAGCUCCUGCCGCAUCAGAUGGCCGACUUCCACAGCGUCACGGCCCUCUACCCCGUGGGCUACGAGGCCACGCGCAUCUACUGGAGCCUGCGGACCAACAACCGCCGCUGCUGCUACCGCUGCACCAUCUGCGAGAACAACGGCCGCCCCGAGUUUGUCGUGCAAGUCAUCGAGCAGGGCCUGGAGGAUCUGGUCUUCUCCGACUCCUCGCCGCAAGCCGUCUGGAACCGGAUCAUCGAGCCAGUGGCGAUGAUGAGGAAGGAAGCCGACAUGCUGCGACUCUUCCCCGAGUACCUGAAGGGUGAGGAGCUCUUCGGCCUCACGGUGCACGCGGUGCUGCGCAUCGCUGAGUCGCUGCCCGGCGUCGAGAGCUGCCAGAACUACCUGUUCCGCUACGGGCGCCAUCCGCUGAUGGAGCUGCCGCUGAUGAUCAACCCCACCGGCUGCGCCCGCUCCGAGCCCAAGAUCCUCACCCACUACAAGCGGCCCCACACCCUGAACAGCACAAGCAUGUCCAAGGCCUACCAGAGCACGUUCACGGGCGAGACCAACACACCCUACAGCAAACAGUUCGUGCACUCCAAGUCCUCCCAGUACCGGCGCCUGAAGACGGAGUGGAAGAACAACGUCUACCUGGCGCGGUCCCGCAUCCAGGGGCUCGGGCUCUACGCGGCCAAGGACAUCGAGAAGCACACCAUGGUCAUCGAGUACAUCGGCACCAUCAUCCGCAACGAGGUGGCCAACCGGAGGGAGAAGAUCUAUGAGGAGCAGAACCGCGGCAUCUACAUGUUCCGGAUCAACAAUGAGCACGUCAUUGACGCCACGCUGACGGGGGGCCCGGCCAGGUACAUCAACCACUCGUGUGCCCCGAACUGCGUGGCCGAAGUCGUGACCUUCGACAAGGAGGACAAGAUCAUCAUCAUCUCCAGCCGGCGCAUCCCCAAGGGGGAGGAGCUCACCUAUGACUACCAGUUCGACUUCGAGGACGAUCAGCACAAGAUCCCCUGCCACUGUGGAGCCUGGAACUGCCGAAAGUGGAUGAACUAGCUGGGAAAAGGGGCUGGGGGCCGCGGCCCCCGCCUCGGAGACCUCGCCAAGACCCGCCGGGGCCGCGGGAGGUGCCAGGGCGGCCGGGCAGGCGGUGGCGGCCGGGGCACGGAGGCUCCGGCAGGGAGGGCGACCACCGCCGAGCCACCGGCCCUGCCCGAGUGGGACGGACGGACGGACGAACUGGCAACUCAGGGUUUUCUUUGCUUCGUCCUACGAAGAAGCGGGGCGGGGCGGGGGGAGGUCGGGGGUCCCAGCGAGACCCCCACCGCCACCAUCACCCACCGCCCGCCUCCCUCGUGGGGGAGCCACGGGGGAGCAGAGCGGUCCCAGCGGAGCCGGAGCGAGUUCAGAGCCGGCCUGGAUUAUUUUUAUUUUUAUUUUUAUUUUAUUUUUUUUUUUUUUUAGAAACAAAACUAAUAAUAUUUGCUCGCUAAUUACCAAGGUAACACAGACUCCUUGAGCUCGACAAUCCGGGCUCUGCCCCGUCGCGCUGCGGCGGCCAGAGCUCGCUCGGUUCCUUUGAUCUCUUUUUGUUUGUGCGUGUGGACGAGACCCCGGAGCGCGGCGGCGCGGAAGGAGGCGCCUACGGCGAGGGCCCCCGACAGACACAAGGAGCUUCUGCACCCAAACCUACCUCAUUUUAAGUGUUAGAUUUUUUUUUUUUCUUUUCUGUUAUUGUUGUUUUUAAAUGUGAGCCCCCACCACCCUUCCGGGCAGCGCCGCCGGCCCCCGGGGGGUCUUUCCCCUCUCCCUUGGGCUCCAGGGGAGGCAGCCCCCCCCCCCCGUCCCCCUGUCCCCCUCCUCUGGUCGUGGCUGCAGAAGGGCCCUCACUGGGGUCCCUGGGGAGAGGUGGGGGGCGCGGGGCGGGGGGGAACCCCUGUCCUCGUCCCCCAGCCCGGGAGGUCCCAGCCGUGCGACGUGCCAAGGUGGGAGGUGGGGUCGGGGCGGGGGGGUGCUAGACCCGCUCCCCUGGUGCUGGGGGGGGGUCGGCAGGGACAAGUGGGGGCCCCCCCCCCGGCCACCCCAUCGCCCGCAGCACCCACAGCUGGGGCUGUGUGCGGCCGCCGUCGGCACGGGGCGGGGGGGGAAGGUUAUUUAUCUAUUUAUACCUUAUAUUGUAUAUACUAGAUGGGGGGGGAGGGGGGCUCUUUGUGCUCUGCUGGGCUGAGAUUUGGGGUGCGGGGGCAAGGGGGGGCCGCGGCAUUUUUAAACCCAGUCUCCGAGGGCUUGAGGGGGGGGUCUGAAGCCUCCUGCCAGGCAGGGGCAGCCUCGGAGAGCGAAGCAGCGAGUGGGCAUUACAGGCCGGGCCCCCCCACCCCAGCCCUGGCCCCCCCCCUUCCCCCCCAGGGCCGCUACCUGCCCCCCACCCCACCCUGGGGGGGAACCUCGGGGGGUGCCGGGAUCUCUUAACGCACAAACGCACGGUGUGGGGGGGGACCCUCCUGUCCCCCGGGGGGGAGGGGGGGGGUCGGGGGGUCGGUGCCCCCCCACCCCAAUUCCCCCCUCUGGUGUGGUGGGGGCAGCGCAGGGACGGCCGGAGGAGGAGGAGGAGGGGGGGGGGGGAAUCUUUAAAGCUGCUUCCGCAACUCGUCAAAGCUGCAAAAAGGUUUAAGGUAAAAAUGUUUAAAAAAAAAAAAAUGGAGGAAAACAAAAAAACUGAUGAUAAAAAAGUGAGAGUGGGGGUGGGGGAUGAGAAAGUUUUAACAGAAAAUAUACGAGAAAUUUAACUUUCGGAGCUGUACAUAGCCGGGGCGUGUAGAAAUCCCGUUUUUACCAAUACCGAAACCACUGGAUGUUAUUUUAAAAAUAAAGCGCGUGAGAAGCCA
This is a messenger RNA of Phalacrocorax carbo (great cormorant), 18248 nucleotides long. The record is from RefSeq and is a predicted model, not a curated record. NCBI's taxonomy places the organism in Eukaryota, Metazoa, Chordata, Aves, Suliformes, Phalacrocoracidae.